This is a messenger RNA of Brassica oleracea var. oleracea, 1511 nucleotides long. RefSeq lists its product as uncharacterized. NCBI's taxonomy places the organism in Eukaryota, Viridiplantae, Streptophyta, Magnoliopsida, Brassicales, Brassicaceae. The record is from RefSeq and is a predicted model, not a curated record. The transcript has 6 exons. Bases 809 to 1291 code for a protein of 160 amino acids.
UGGUAUCAUGCGGUCACCGUUUCUCCCACUUUCUUCUUCUUCUCCGGCGAGUGAAGAAGAUUAGAUACUCUGAUUCCAUGGCGGGCACUUGCACCUGAUUGGCUCUUCUUCGAUAGUUGAGCUUUCCAGGUUGAUUAACCCAACAGGAGCUCCUUUCUCUGUUCGGAUCUCCACCACAAGGUCAAGAACCAGAGGCCAUGGAGUUGGUUUCACUGCACCAGCUUCCUCACGUCAGGAAGGUCCUACCUGCAUCUUUGUGAAUUGAUUCUUUCUGUGAUGUGCAAAUCAUGGUUUGGUUUUGUCAUUCUGUUUCAGAAGUGUGCGUCAGGGUUGGGUAGAAAAUGGGUAUACGGCGGGAUAUACCUUGUUUCGUGGCCAAGGAGAGAUCGGCGUUCCAUGUUUACAUAUUUCUAACCAGAAAGAAGAACAUAAGUUUUGGGGACGGUUCUCUCAAUUAGUGUUAACGAAGAAACCAGAGAUUCAUGACAUCACAGAAUUUCUACUAAUGAUUGAGGUUUAAAAGCAACGUGAGCAAACACUUUUUCUUGAAUGCUUAGAGCACCCGUAGUAGGGGUUUUAGACGGGUUCAUGAGCUCGGGAUCUUAGGCCCUUGCGAUUAAAAAUAAACGGAAAAUGGGUAAUUUGUGAUGAACCGGGCCUUACGCAUGAACCCGCAUGGAGCGGAUUUUACCACGUGUCGUGCUCUCGUGUCCGCGUUGAUGAGGAGGAAAGACGGGGACUCUUCGCUAUUCUUCUCAUUUCUCUUCUCCCCGAAAAAACUAGGGUUUCUCUGUAAAAGGCGAUUCUCAUGCGACGAAGACUCCCCGGUGAUUUUCUCCAUCUAAGCGACCACAGAAUCUAUUAUCCACGAGCUCAGAUGGAUCCGGCAGAAGAUAGAAGCCAUGCACAGAGGCAAGAUCACCACAUCAACAUGUUAGGGUUCCUGGCCGAUUCAGAGUACGGGAUUCCUAGAAGGUGUCCGUGUGGUGGGAGACUCAUUAAUGAGGUUCGCGGGAUUGAGAACCACGACACUCUUCCUGGGAAGCGGUUCUUCACGUGCAUAAACUAUGAGGCUGAUGGGUUCCAUUAUCGUCAGCCUUGGGUGAUAGGUAUGCAGGAGGAGCUCGAAAGGCUGACUCAACGGGUGGAGGAGGCUGAGCAGGUGAUAAUGGGGAUUCCGAAGCUCACUAAACAGAUUGAGACGCUUGAGGAACAGGUGAAAUUCCUCACUGAUCAGGUCUAUGAGCUCACUGUGCAGAUCGCAAACCUCGAGAACGUCUGCUUCGAUUGACAUCCAAAAGGUCACGGGUUGGAAGGUUUUUGGUGGUUGCGGUCAGUUGUAGCCACGGGUACUAGGAGUAGAUGUCAGUUUUUAAUCACGGGAAGUGUAGGUUUUUGUUUCAUUCUACACUUUGGCUUGUUGUGUUUUUAAAAUGUUGUAACUCUGCACUUGAUUCACGGAUGUACUAUAACUCUCUCUAUAUAAGCUUGUUGAAGCUUUGUGUUUUCAA